Microdochium trichocladiopsis is the source of this 2334-nucleotide messenger RNA. Its product is annotated as fungal-specific transcription factor domain-containing protein. The coding region runs from base 63 to 2240 and encodes 725 amino acids. Gene Ontology annotation, biological process: DNA-templated transcription. Gene Ontology annotation, molecular function: DNA binding; zinc ion binding. The record is from RefSeq and is a predicted model, not a curated record. Lineage: Eukaryota; Fungi; Ascomycota; Sordariomycetes; Xylariales; Microdochiaceae. The transcript is spliced from 4 exons.
CGCGCAUCCUGCCCCUGCCCAUCCACGCGGAACUGCCGCGCGUAAUACGGCACAGAAACAGCAUGAGCAGCGAGACAAGUCCCGGGCCGGAGCACCCGUGGCCAAGCACAUGCCCAGACCCACCGGGGCAUCGGGGCCCGGAAGAGACGUACCCUGAACCCAGCUCACGCGGGCCGAAGCGGCAAAAGAUGGGAGUGAACGACGAGCCGGCCAUGGCGCACGAGACGGGCUUGAUGCGGGAUGGCGUCACAGUUGGACAUCCGCGCUUCAUUGGCAGUGCCAGCGGCAUCCACUUCAUCCGUGUCGUCUCGGACGCUCUGGCUCGUGUACGCCCCGGGAUAUCGCGAAUGGCCAGCGGUGACCUCGUUCCUGGCGAGGACGACCAGCUCUUGUCCCCAGAGCUGUUCCCGGCCAGUGUCAACACACCCACGGCGGUCUCCACUGCCCGGGCCCCCUUUUGGCGCGACAACGAGGUCAUCAGCGAUGCCAGCUCCGGGCAAGCUGAUCCCCACCUCGGUCAGAAUAUGCCGACCUUUGACGACCUCGUCGUCUGGACACAGCCAUAUUUUGACAACUGGCAUUCCUGCUUCCCAUUCUUGCAUGGUCCAGAAGUUCUGGACCUGUUUGAGAACGUCGCUCAGGUCGGCUUGUCCAACGUCUCCGAGCCCAAUGCCACCAUAGUCAGGGCACUUGUGUCGAUAUCUCACGCGGAUGCACGCCAGUCCGGCAAGGCCGUGAGACCACGACCCGCAAGCUUUCUUUUUCUCAGUCAGGCUGACACGGCAUCCGGUCUCGUCUUUGCCAUGGAGUCUCCGGCCUCUGUCAAGGGCGUGCAGGUCGCUCUGUGCGUCCAGUUGUUUCUCAUCUCGAUGCUUCGCUUCAACAUGGCAUCUCGACUUGGAGGUGUCAUCGUCCGCAUGGCAUUCCACCUGGGUUUACACCGCUGCCCCGGACGUUACGCCAACUUCUCGGGUCAUGAAGCGAUGAUGCGGAAGCGCAUUUGGUGGUCGCUUUAUUCGCUCGAGCGUAUGGUAUCACAGUCGUUAGGCCAUCCGCUCAGCAUCAGGGAUGACGAUAUUGAUGUUUGCCCACCGACCUACGAGCAUCACCACAAAAAUAGUGCACAGGCCAGUGCCAGGGGCCAAGAACAAGGGGGAAAUCAGUUGAUACUAUUCGGUCUUUUGUCUGACCAUGCACGGCUCCGGGGAUCGAUCCUCGAACUGCGGAACAAGUCUAUUGCUCAACGAAACGAAACUCAGGACCAGUCCAUGAUUGUGCAAUCCGAGCUGACACGAUGGGUUAAUCAGGUCAACGAGGCCUUGUGUGAAGAUGAAGAGGAGGACGCUGACUCACGACCCGAGAGUCCCCACCACUUGUCCUCAUCACAGCGAGUCUUGUUAGCAGUAGUCCAACAUGAAGCUACUAUUGCUCUGCAUCGUCCGCUGCUGGCUUCCAAGACGAACUCGCCAUCGUCCCGUGCUGCUUUACAGACCUGCAUUGGCGCCUCUCGAGCCAUCAUUGACACCGUCUUCUCCUACUGCCAUCAGCAGAGUGAGGCGACCACUCUAAAUGCCAUGGUGUGGCCACUGCUCACCUGGUCGAUCUGGAUGAGCUCCUACAUCCUCGUCUUUGCGGCUCUGGAAGACGCCACGCCUAUACCAUCAGCAUUUCGAUACGCCAAGAAAGCACGACAUAUCCUCAAACAGCUAUCUAGGCGUGGUACUCAGUGGCCCGACUUCUGUCUGCAGGCUUUGGCGCACCUGGUAUCAGUGCUACAGUCGCAGGAGCCAUCUGGCAGCAGGACCUUUGGAUCCGAUUCUGGCAGGGCGUCGACCUCGAACCAUGAGCCUGAGCAGCCCCGUCAAGCCAUGUCACAGAUUCAGUCAUCACCAACGAUGCAGUCAUCCACGACACCGACCCGACGUGGUCUAGGGUAUACGCAAGCUGAUUUUCCGCCGCCUGCUGCUCCGAGUUUCCAACAGGGAACAACGGGUUCUAUGCGUCCUCUUCCAACACCACAGACCACUUCCACGAGUAAUGAUGGCGGUCUUCCGCUGGGCCAUCCAGGUUUACGGCCCCAAGAUCCUUCCAUGUCCGCUGAAACGGCAGCCGCCACAUCGAGACCCAACCCAGGUGCUUGGGCAGCACCGUUCGACUUUGAUCCUCUCAGCGCGAUUGACUUCUCCAACUUCAGCCACCUGGGACUGUUGAAUAUGGACUUUGAGUCUUGGGACACGUGAACUGUGAAGCAGAAGGAUCAUUGCACAUUUUCACCCAAGAAUAGCAGCACUCGUGUAAGCACUAUUCUUGCGCGAAACGCAAGCACAAAACCAU